AUGGCCACUGCUUCCACUUUUGGAAUCUUCGCAUUCCGAUACUUCAAGACUGGCUACAUGAAGAUCUUUUUCACAGACGACUACCCGAGGGCAUCUCUGAGCGUUAUGUCGGCAGCCCUCGUCUUCAGCACCCUGCUGAGCCUCUUUGUGGAGCCGUUGCUAGCAUGGCUCUCGGACAAUACCCGUACGCUCUUUGGCCGUGACUGGGGCCGGCGAAAACCCUUUCUUUUCAUGGCUGCGCUCUUGGUGCCGGUCUUCAAUGCGUUGUCGUGGGCACCACCAACCGCGCUCUCUUUGGAGGCACAGCAGGAGUCUGAGUCGUGGUAUGCGCUCAACAGCAAUCAGAAUCUCACCCCCCCGACGUUCAGCUCCUUCGGGGCAGCGGUUUGGUACGGAGUCUUCCACAUCUUGGUCAGGGUCGUGGGAGACCCACUCCAUGACACAGCGAACAACGCACUGGUAGCCGAGCUGACUCCCGACUAUCAGGAGAAGACUUCCGUUUGGUCCUUCUUUGAGCUCUGGUCCGUGUUGGGCAUGCUUUUUGGGAUGGUGACCCCCAUCCUCGGGGAAUCGGAAUGUGCUUCCACACCGGAAACGGGCUGUUACUUUUAUCUCCAAUUCGCCAUCUUGGUGGGCGUGCUGUUCUCUGCGUCCACUCUUCUGAAGUGCUGGCUUGUCAAGGAGCGCGCGGCCCGGACGUUGGAGAAGGAGCCUGCUAGCCUGGUUGCGUCGAUCGUCUCGUGCUUCAAGAACUAUCCGUACUCCAUCCUCGUCUUCAGCGACAUGGUGGAAGGCUUUGGCGCAAACCUUCCGAUGGUGGUUCUUCCCUACAUCCUAGAUUGGGUCGUCGGGAAGCAGGCAGCCGAAGACCUCAUUGGUUCUUCUGGAAUGCUAUUUGCGGCCUGCGUGGUCGGGCACAUGGUCGUCCGCAUCAUCGCGACGCCCGUGUGGAAGUCGCUGGCAAAUCGAUAUGGCAAAUACAAGCUCUUCGUUGCAUUCAACAUUUUCUACGGCCUCCAUAUGUUCCUGUUCCUCAUGGUUGGCCAAGGUAAUGCUCUGCUUGCGGUCAUCCUUUGUGCCACGUGGGGCACAGCAUAUGCUGGCCACUGGCUGCUUCGCGAUAUCACAUCAGACGUGCUGGACUAUGACGAGUUGCUGACGGGUCACCGACACGAGGCGCAGUUCCUCAUGGCGUUGGACCUGGUGCCCAGGAUUUGCGAGGUGCCUGCAGAUGCACUGCCGUUCCUGCUGAUGAGCUACUACGGCUACAAUCCGGAUCUACCUCAGCAGCCAGAGUCUGUUCAAUGGGUGAUACGCAUGUCCUUCAGCGUCGUGCCUGGCCUGGCAGGCAUCUUUGGUACCUUCGUCUUGUACUUCUUCAAGCUCCGUAACUCGAAGCAGCACGCUGACAUCGUCAAUGGUGUCAUCGCGCAUCAGCAAGGUCAGACGGUCGUAGAUCCGCUGACGGGUCUGAUCAUGCCGCCCAUCAAACGUCAUGCAGACAACUCCGCCGAGUACGAGGGGCGAGUCGUCGGCUCAAAGGCAAUGCAGAUUUUGGAGCACUUUUUUGCUUCCGAGAUCAAUGCCGCAUGCGCUGCAGGGGACGUGGGCAAGCUCAUUUGCCGGCCCGUCCUGUACUCCGUGAUUGCGUUUUGUGUCGCCGUGCCCGGCGUGGCCAUAACAGCAGCAGGCUGGCCGGCCAUGUACGCCGGAGAGCACUCCUGGGCACCCAUUGGGAUGAUCUUUGCUUGCAAGCUGGAUAUGUUUAGGGUUCAGGAUUAUGGCUAA
This is a messenger RNA of Symbiodinium sp. CCMP2456, 1788 nucleotides long. Lineage: Eukaryota; Dinophyceae; Suessiales; Symbiodiniaceae. The record is from the annotation of a GenBank genome assembly.